UUAGACAGUACCGGAGCGUCGUCAGGGACGGAGCCGCGAGAGCGUCCAGUUUGUUUACCGUGCGCCGCAACAAGUGAUGUGCCAGUGACCACUGCAGCCGCAGCCACCGCCAUGCCGCGCCCCAGCCGCGACUCGUACGGCGACCAGAAGCCGCCCUACUCGUACAUCUCGCUGACGGCCAUGGCCAUCUGGAGCUCGCCGGACAAGAUGCUGCCGCUGAGCGAGAUCUACCGCUUCAUCACCACCCGCUUCCCGUACUACCGCCGGAACACGCAGCGCUGGCAGAACUCGCUGCGGCACAACCUCAGCUUCAACGACUGCUUCAUCAAGGUGCCGCGCAGGCCCGACCGGCCGGGCAAGGGCGCCUACUGGGCGCUGCACCCCAAGGCCCUGGACAUGUUCGAGAACGGCAGCCUGUUGAGGCGGCGCAAGCGCUUCAAGCUGAUGAAGUCGGACAAGGACCGGCUGGAGGGCGAGCUGGCGGCGCUGGCCUCCAUGCACCGCCUGCUCUUCACCCCGACGGGCGGGCCCGCGGACCCCGCCGCCCCAGCCCCCGGCGGCCCCGGCGCCCCGCACCCCGCGGCCCUGCCCCCGCCGCACAUGACCCCGGCCCUGCCGCCCCCGGCACCCACCAAGGUGAUGCCUCCACUGGAGCCCUGGGCGCCGCACCCUCGCCUGCACGAGCCGCUGCCGCACGUGCCCCGGUCGCCGCAGAUGGCGGCCCUGCCCUCGCCGACGACGCCCCCCAUGAGCAUGGCGCCGCUGACGCCGUCGUCCGUCACCUCGACGACGCCACCCAUGAUGAUGACGAGGUUGCCGCCCAUCUCGGCGAGGCCCAAGCGCUCCUUCACCAUCGAGAGCCUCAUCGGGCCCGACCGGGACGACAACCGCGUCGAGGACGCGGAGGCGGAGGACGUGGAGGUGGUUAGCCCGGCGUCGAGUCCGGUGCCGUCGCCGAGCCCCCAGCCGCUGCACCUGCCAGCCCCAGCGCCCUGCUACGCCUCGAGCUUCUUCCAGUUCCAGUCGCACACGUUCCUCCACGGCUUCCUGCCGCCGCCGCCCGCCGGCCACGGCCCCCACCCGUCGCCGCCCCCGGAGCUCAUGGCCGGGCUGCACAUGGGCACCAUGGGAGCCAUGGGCGCCAUGGGCGCCAUGGGCGCCCACUUCCCCCCGCUCUUCAGGUUCGCGCCCACGCUCAGGGCCGUCUGACAUGGGGCUCCGCCGCCCCCAUCGACCCCCGCGGCCCCCUUCCCGUGGGGGCGGCGGACCGCCCCCGCCUCCCUGGGCGGGCCCCCCAUGGAGCCCCCCCGGGGGCACGGCCCCCACGCCCCGCCG
Frankliniella occidentalis (western flower thrips) is the source of this 1335-nucleotide messenger RNA. Its product is annotated as fork head domain-containing protein FD4-like. The coding region runs from base 112 to 1209 and encodes 365 amino acids. The record is from RefSeq and is a predicted model, not a curated record. Gene Ontology annotation, molecular function: RNA polymerase II cis-regulatory region sequence-specific DNA binding; DNA-binding transcription factor activity, RNA polymerase II-specific. Gene Ontology annotation, biological process: anatomical structure morphogenesis; regulation of transcription by RNA polymerase II; cell differentiation. NCBI's taxonomy places the organism in Eukaryota, Metazoa, Arthropoda, Insecta, Thysanoptera, Thripidae. The transcript is spliced from 3 exons.